Messenger RNA from Triticum aestivum (bread wheat), 1628 nucleotides. Its product is annotated as GATA transcription factor 15-like. The coding region runs from base 241 to 1215 and encodes 324 amino acids. Gene Ontology annotation, biological process: cell differentiation; regulation of DNA-templated transcription. Gene Ontology annotation, cellular component: nucleus. The transcript has 2 exons. The record is from RefSeq and is a predicted model, not a curated record. NCBI's taxonomy places the organism in Eukaryota, Viridiplantae, Streptophyta, Magnoliopsida, Poales, Poaceae. Gene Ontology annotation, molecular function: zinc ion binding; sequence-specific DNA binding.
ACCAAGCACAGAAGUUUCCCCAAACCCUUUCGCGUUCUCCUCUCGGGCUAAGGAAGCAGGCGGCGGCGAUGGCGACGGUGGACGGGCUCCACGGGGACGCGGUCGUUGACGAUCUCCUUUCUAGCGGCGGCGACCUCCAGUCCUUCUUUGACCAGUUGUUGCAGGGGCUGGAGGCGGCGGCUGGCGGAGGAGGAGCUCGAGUGGUUGUCCAACAAGGACGCGUUCCCGGCGUUGGAGGAGAUGGACCUGGAGCCAGCGGUGAUGGGGGGCCGUCGGGCCCAGGAGGAGCUCGAGUCGCUGCCCAACAAGGACGCAUUCCCGAUGGUGGAGGAGAUGGAGCAGGAACCAGCGGUGAUGGGGCCUCGGACGAAGGUGGUGCGCCGGCGGCGCGGGGCGAUGUCGGCUAGGCCGGGGCAGCGGCGGUGCAGGCACUGCGGGACGACGAAGACGCCGCAGUGGCACAGGGGACCAGCGGGCUGCCGCACCUUGUGCAACGCGUGUGGCGUGCGGUACAAGAGGGAACGCCCGGAGCAUGCACCCUCUGAUCAGGCAGUACGCGUUUUCCGCAUGCUGUUCCUUUUGGUCAGGGAAUUUGGGUUGCUUGGUAGGGAAAAUGGAGGUAAUGUUUGGCCCUUGCAGGGACUGGAGGUUGGCGGCGGCGAGGCAUUGGGGACUGUGGAGCCGGAGCCGCCGGAGUUGGGGUCUCAGACGAAGAGGGUGGUGCGCCAGCGACGGACUUUGGCGUGGCCUCCGACUCCGACAGCGGCUGAGCCGGAGCAGCAGUGGUGCCAGCACUGCGGGAAGAUGAAGAAGCCGCAAUGGCGCGAGGGGGCGGCUGCGGAGGAGGAGCGGGAGUGGCUGCCGAACAAGAACGUCCCGGCGGUGGAGACAAUGGAGCCGAAGCCGUCGGUGGUGGCGCCUCGGACGGAGGGGGCGGCGCGACGUGCAGUGGCGUCGCCGGCGCUUUCUGACCUGGGGCAGCGGCUGUGCCGGCACUGUGGGACGGCGGAGACGCCGCAAUGGCGCCAGGGACCGGAGGGCCGCAAGACGCUGUGCAAUGCGUGCGGCAUGCGGUACCGGGCCGGCCGCCUGGUGCCGGAGUACCGGCCGCUGCGCAGCCCCACUUUCUCCCCGGAGCUGCACUCCAACAGGCACAGCCGCGUCGCCCAGAUGCGCCCUGCCGGGGCUCCUCAUCCACUGCCGCCGGACAAGUGAAGUGUUGACAAUGGUUUCUGCCGUUUGGAGAUUUAUUUAUGUUUUUGGUUUAAAGACGUACUGCUCUAUCUACACUUCAUUAGCACAAAAUGAUUUAGAAUAAGCAGUAGGAGUACCUUGGUUUUGGUGGUAAAGGGCAUCCAGUUUUUGGUGGUUCUUUGCUUUUAUGGUCAAUGUUCCAAUAAGCAGGAACUUGCUUGAUCUUUGUCAACUUACGCUUCACAUUAUUUAUGUGUUUCUGUUGCAAUUAAGUAGACAUGAGAUGCAUGAUGUGCUUUAGACCUUUAGUGCUUCUUGUUAUAGCGCUAAUGGUUUGAGACAAAUCUCAAACUUCAUGUUUAGAUAAAUACCUUUGUGGCCUUUGAGUUCCAGGGAUAAACAGUUCCGAUAGAGGAAUUUUAAGACAUACAUUG